GAGCCUCGAACUUUUCAGCUUUCACGGGUUGCUGGAUUGGCAUGAAUUGAGGGUCCUUGUGCAAUAAUCUAGUGAGAAUGUCUUCUUCAGCUAUUUUCAUCCUCGAUCUCAAAGGAAAGACCAUCAUCUCUCGUAACUAUCGUGGCGAUGUGGAUAUGGGCGUCAUCGAUCGCUUUCUUCCUCUGUUAAUGGACCGCGAAGAGGAUGGAUUAGCAUGCCCAGUGAUCUCAAGUCAAGAUGCUACUUUUGUCUAUAUCAAGCACAACAAUAUAUACUUGGUUUCGACAUGUCGAUCUAAUGUAAACGUGACGUUGGUGCUGUCGUUCCUCUUCAAAUGUGUUGAGGUUUUUACUGAAUACUUCAAAGAUGUUGAAGAAGAAUCUGUACGGGAUAAUUUUGUUGUCAUAUAUGAACUUCUCGACGAAAUGAUGGAUUUUGGUUUCCCUCAAACGACAGAGAGUCGAAUUCUGCAAGAAUUCAUUACACAAGAGGGGCACAAACUUGAGGUUGCACCGCGGCCGCCAAUGGCUGUUACAAAUGCUGUCUCUUGGCGAUCAGAGGGUAUUAAGUACAGAAAGAACGAGGUGUUCCUCGAUGUGAUCGAGAGCGUCAAUAUGCUAGCUAAUGCAAAUGGCACAGUCUUACAAAGUGAGAUAGUUGGCUCAGUUAAAAUGAGAGUGUACUUGACUGGAAUGCCAGAGCUGCGACUUGGGCUCAAUGACAAAGUGCUCUUCGAAGGAAGCGGACGCGGAAAGAGUAAAUCGGUCGAGUUGGAAGAUGUCAAGUUCCACCAAUGCGUGCGACUAUCACGUUUUGAUAAUGAUCGUACUAUCUCUUUCAUUCCUCCAGAUGGAGCCUUUGAGUUGAUGAGCUACCGUCUCACGACCGUAGUGAAACCGCUGAUCUGGAUCGAAACAAAUGUGGAAAGGCAUUCACAUUCUCGAGUGGAGUUUAUGAUAAAGGCAAAAUCUCAGUUCAAGCGUAGAUCUACUGCAAACAAUGUGGAAAUAAUCAUCCCAGUUCCAUCAGAUGCCGAUUCGCCAAAGUUUAAGACCAGCAUUGGUGCUGUCCGCUAUGCUCCUGAGCAGAGCGCAUUCGUUUGGACAAUCAAAAGCUUUCCAGGAGGAAAGGAAUACCUGCUGAGUGCACACUUUUCUCUCCCAUCCGUCGUUGGUGAAGAAGUAGAAGGAAAACCUCCGAUCAAAGUAAAAUUUGAAAUCCCGUACUUCACUACAUCUGGGAUACAGGUCCGCUAUUUGAAAAUCAUCGAGAAAAGUGGUUAUCAAGCUCUUCCAUGGGUAAGAUAUAUCACACAGAAUGGUGAGUAUCAAAUGAGAAUGAAAUAAAGAUACGAGCGACCCAAAAAUCUUUUUUACCCAUUUAUUAUUUAUUUUCUUGAUAUUCUUUGCAUGUUAUUUUCGCAUUUUCGUUGUUUUCUUUCCUUUUUACUUGUGAUUCUCACUCUUGAGAUUUAUAAUCGGUGCAAAAUCUGUUGAGUUUGAUAUUGGCAUAAUUCUUCUUAGCAUAAUCAGGAUCUGCUUUUGUCAUUACUUCUCCCUCAUCCUUUUUUGUCGUUAUCUGUUUGAUUGUUCGUAUGUGUUUUAAUUCGAUACAAGUCAUGAUUUGAAACAAUCAAAAUUGUUGAAUUGCUUUUAUUGAUAAGUACAUGUUAUUAUCUUGCGAUCUUACUCGAUCAUUACACGAUGGUUGACUUUUUGUAGGGAA
Molecule: messenger RNA, 1725 nt
Organism: Cylicocyclus nassatus
Lineage: Eukaryota; Metazoa; Nematoda; Chromadorea; Rhabditida; Strongylidae
Source: the annotation of a GenBank genome assembly